This is a messenger RNA of Poecilia latipinna (sailfin molly), 4481 nucleotides long. It is a transcript of the gene st8sia1, whose product is annotated as ST8 alpha-N-acetyl-neuraminide alpha-2,8-sialyltransferase 1. The transcript has 5 exons. The record is from RefSeq and is a predicted model, not a curated record. Lineage: Eukaryota; Metazoa; Chordata; Actinopteri; Cyprinodontiformes; Poeciliidae. Gene Ontology annotation, molecular function: alpha-N-acetylneuraminate alpha-2,8-sialyltransferase activity. The coding region runs from base 823 to 1827 and encodes 334 amino acids. Gene Ontology annotation, biological process: N-glycan processing; oligosaccharide metabolic process.
CUAAAUGUUGCUGUUCUGAGCUGCUAAGCCAGUUUGUGAAAUGGGUUUGUCAGAGAAGUGAGCUUGUCAUCUGUGCAUGGCGUUACGAAGGAGAAGCUCGCCCGGAACGGGAAUCCGGAGACAACCUCGUUUGGGAGCAGAUGGCGAUGGGAAUAUACGGCGUUGGCGCGCAUGCUUUUACUUUGAAAGGCACAUUCUUUUCUCCACUUCCCCAAUUUCGUCCGCCUUUACGCACCUCCAUCCCCACAAGAAGUACUUAGUCUUAUCGAAAGGGGGUUGCUCUCCUUUAGAGAGAAGGAGGACAGGCCUGGUUCAUCUACGCCGCACACUUUUCUUCAUUUUUAGGCUACAGCCGGGGCCUCAAGGAAAGGGGGGGGGUGGCUUUUUGUGAGUGCUCAAGGUCGAGGAGGGGCGGGGGAGCAGCACGGACAGAACGAGAUGCAACAGAACCCCGGGCUUGAAGAGGGGCCCCUCGUCUGAUUCCUCACAAUAACCGUGGCUGGGAUGAUGGUGGUGAUGCACACCCAGCAGAGCGCCGGAUUCCCACAGACCCUCACACACUGCGCCACAGCCCCGCGACCGAGCGUGAGCCACCACCGCACGGACACACGCCUCUGCUUCUCCUGUAAAUCAGAGCCCGUCUCAUUCAAAGCCGGACUUCCAGACCGAUGCAUGGACCAAACCACCGCGUAACCGAGCAGCUCACGCUCCUUUGUCGGGAUGCUGCAGCUCUGAUCCGGCGAUUUUAAAAGGAUUCUGACGCGCCGCGCCGCGUGCUGCUCCUGCUGCUGCUGCUGUUUUGACACAAGACGGAGGGGGAAGAUGUUGGUGCGAUGCUGCCGGGUUAAGCUGUCGGUGUGGGCCGCUCUGUGCGUGCUGGUGCUCGGCUGGUUCUACGUUUUCCCUGCGUACAGACUUCCCAGCGACAAAGAGAUUGUGGAGGAGGUGCUGGGACUGGGGGAAGCGUGGAAGAAGAACCAGACGGGUAUCGAUUUGUACAGGAAUCUGCUGACAGAAUGUUGCAAUCCGAGGUGGAUGUUUUCCGUGACGAAGGAGAACGCUCCCAUUGGCAAGGUCCUGUGGUACGAUGGAGAGUAUUACUACUCACACACUGUCAACAACGAGACGUAUUCGAUCUUUGUGCAGACCACCCCUCUGAAGCCCCUGAAGAAGUGCGCUGUGGUGGGCAACGGCGGUAUCCUCAGGCACAGCAAGUGUGGACGAGACAUUAACCAGGCUGACUUCGUCAUGCGGUGCAACCUUCCACCGCUCAAGAAGGAAUAUUUGGAGGACGUGGGAAACAAAACCCACCUGGUCACCGCCAACCCCAGCAUCAUCGAGAAAAGAUUCCAAGGCCUUUUCUGGUCUAGAAAAGCUUUCGUGGACUAUUUGAAGGCAUACGGCUCCAGCUUCAUCUACAUGCCAGCGUUCUCCAUGAGGCCCGGCACCGACCCGUCGCUCCGGGCCUACUACGCCAUCACGGACUCCCCCUCCAACCUCACCAUGCUCUUCGCCAACCCCGACUUCCUGCGCAACGUGGGCAAAUUCUGGAAAGCGCGCGGCGUCCACGCCAUGCGCCUCUCCACGGGCCUCUUCCUGGUCAGCCUGGCCCUGGGGAUGUGCGACGAGGUGACGGUUUACGGCUUUUGGCCGUUCUCCAUCAGACUGGACGGGCAGCCCAUCAGCCACCAUUACUACGACAACAUCCUGCCCGACAAGUGGAUCCACACCAUGCCGGAGGAGUUCGUCCAGCUGUGGCACCUCCACAAAAGCGGCACCCUGCGAGUGAAGGUGGGAAGCUGUCGACCUCAGAGUGAAGGGAAUUAGGGCGCCUACGGACUCACUGACGUCGGUGAGGUUAUUACGGUGAGCAGGAGAAGAGGGUCGGAUUGCAAAAGAUCAAGACGCUUGUGAGAGUAAAGGUUAUACUCUCACAAGCGUGAGAGUAUAACCUUUGGGAGGUACCCACACUGCACCCAUGAUUAUUUAUUUACCUGCUUUUUAUUCCUGUUCAUCAUAAAAAUGUCUAUUCCCUGACACACGCACGCACACACACACACACACACACACACAGAGCUUCCGUACAGUCCCAAAACUUUCCGUGGAUCUGCCCUCAUCUGUGGAACAGUGUGUUCCACGGGAAGCCUCAGCUGCGAAAGAGGAAAGGGGGUGAGGGGGGUGGAUUUUCCUCUUGACUGACACAUGUGGCAGGUGGACCAACCCCCAUCUGAGUUUCUGAUGUAAGGAGGCAGAGGGAGCGAAGGGCCAAAGGGGAAUAAUAAAAUGCACUGCUGAAACCCAACGAACAAUGGACAGAUAAUGGUGUCCUGGUGGCUUGAAAAGAAGUGGAAUCUAAUUGAGCAAGGGGUAAAAAAAACAAAAAGUGUUUUGUUUUUUCAGGGUGUGAUCUCAGUUUUUUUCUCAAACUGACUCGUUCCAAAUGGAGCUGUUAUACAAUGUACUUACUCUUCUGAAUUAAAUCCCCUAGAAUGUUAAGCCAUGUUGCAUUUUAAACCUUCAAUCUAAAAGGGAAAACCUGCUGUUGUGUAUCUUGUCUUUGUUUGCCAAAUGUGAUGUUUUUAUUAUUAUUAUUGCUUUUCUUUAGGUUUUAAUGUGAAUUGUGUUUGUGGUUCAUCAAGGGGAGGGAAGAUAUUUUCCUGCCGAAACACAUAGGUACCUCAGCUUUCGCUUCACUUUUAACGGUGAUUGCCUUUUGUUUUUCGGUGAAACUCCGCAAAAGCAGGCUCCCUAGUUUAAAUCCAAUCCACUUCUGUAGAGAGCCUUGCUGGAAGUCGGCCCCCUGGUAGCAGGACUGUACUUGUCAAGUGCCAAACCAGGGGAACAGUGGACUCUUUCAUGCUCUGCCACCCAGUCCUCGUGCUGCUUGCGCUCUGAAACGAGGAGACGCUGAUAUAAAGAGGACACCGACACAUGAAGAGGAACUCGAUGGCACAAAGCGGGGCUUUCAGUCAGUGUUGCUCUUUCCCCCAUUAGAUGUAGGAAACCUCAUUGAGUAAAUAGUGAACCCGUUGCACUCGGUUAUCGAUCAUUUUGGCCUCAGAGAACAGGCGCAGCUGAGCCUCUGUCCUGAACUCUUCUUAUGAUAUUUUGUUUUCUUUUUUGCCUUCAAAAUCAAAUCAAAUGGACUUUUUUUUUUUUUGUAUACAUGCAAAACCUGCAUUGCUUAUUCAUUUGAUGGCGUCUUUUUUUGUUGUUUUUUUGUUUUUUUUUCCUUAAAAAUGUACUCUCGUAUGUGCUAUUGUGCCAUACAUGAUGGUGCAACAAUUGAGAACUCUGCAUGGGGAACGCGGGAUGUGAACCGCAGUCCUCGCUGCUGGAGGUACCAAACGUCUUUGGAAGUUUAGUGCUGUACGUUCUUAUCUGCUCCGUCUGUAAAGCUGAAUGAGGUCCAGUGCCCUUUAGAGGAAUUAGAGGAGAAUCCCUCGUGAACUUCUCACUGGUGUGGCUGACGCGAUGCAGUUGGUGAUGCUUACUUUUUCGGUUUUCGGUGCUGUCGAGAGAAAGAAACGUGUUGCCGUUCUUAUGAAUCGGUAAUCAGAAGCCUUUUGUGGCUUUGUGAAGAGAAAUCAAUGACUUUAACAAAACAUGCCGCUCUCUACAUUGAGGGGCGUUAAUCAUCAUAUUUGAAACGUUUUCUUUUUCAUGCUCAUUUGCGCCCGACUACUAAAAGUUGCCAAAAAGUGAUUUUACCAAUCCUGGGGUUUGAGACAUUAGAAAAUGGCCAUCCAGAAAGAGAGCUGGAUUCUAAAACUCAAGCGCAAAUUUAUAGGCAACAUAUUAUCGGUCAGUUUUUCCAGGGACAAAAAGAAAGUCAGGAGAAAUGUUGUCUAACAAUUAGCUUGGAGACCCAACUGACUGGCACCCUACCUCAGGACGUAAAAGCACUCUCUGCAACCAUUCAGGUAGAUUUAAAUUCCUGCCUGCUUCUGACUAGCAUUUUUAACAACAGAGAAAUUCUUUCUAUAAGCAAAACUCUGCUGUGAUCGUGUAAGACAUAAUGGCUGCAAUACCAAUAAAUCACAUCAUUUCUUUCUUUUUCUUGUCAUUGUUUUUAAGCUUUUAAAAUUUGACACCAAAAAUUAUAUUUACCCUGUAAAGAUUACCCUGCAGAGUACCAUCAGAGUGCAGGCUUGGUUUUAUCUAAGGUUUUUUUUUUUUGUUUUGUUUUUUGUUUAAGUGAAUGUUAGUCUGACUAAUUGCACUGAUAGAUUUACGUUCUAUGUCCUGUACUGCCUUGCUCGUUAGCCUGAAAUGCCAAGUUAGCAUGACCAGUGAUCCUCAGACUCACAAUAAUGAGAAGGAAAAUGGAGUUCUUUUUUUAAUCGAAGACUAUUCCUUUAAAAAGGGCAGUGCAUAUCUAAUGCCGAGCAUGUGUGUUUGACUCUCUUUUGUUUGAGGUUACAAACCUCAUUUGCUAUGUAAAUGUAACUUUAAUGUGAAUUAUUCCAAAACAAAACAAA